Molecule: messenger RNA, 2416 nt
Organism: Saccoglossus kowalevskii
Lineage: Eukaryota; Metazoa; Hemichordata; Enteropneusta; Harrimaniidae
Product: von Willebrand factor A domain-containing protein 7-like
Source: RefSeq, a predicted model, not a curated record
AUGUUCAGACAAGCAGUAUAUCUUUUGGUGUUAGUGGCACACUUCCCUACAGCAGAGUGUUUCUACGCUAUCAUUGGAAGUGAUGGUUAUUAUGACAACACACACAAAAGCAUAACCGAGACAUCAUGUUUAAUGGUGGUAGCCAAGUUUCUUGAAAGUAUUACUGGUAAAUUGUUGGGGCCCGGUGAUCUACAAAAUCUGGACCCCUUGACUUCAUCAACUUUAAUGGAAGCCUAUUACGGAAGUGGCCAGGUGUCAGCAGCUCCACUGCAAGAAGCGAUUGGUGAGAUUGUUUUAGGAAGUACUGUGGUAGAUGUUUACUACUCGCAUAAACCCGAAGCACACUUUAAUGCCGAGAAAAUUGAACAGGGGAAUAGACAAUUACAGGAACUUAGAAUUGUUAUCCUUAUUGAGUUGCAACGUGAAAAUCCUGACUAUGUGAGAAUACGAGCAUUGAUAGGGCAAUAUCUACACAUAAUCCAAGAUUUCUACAGCAAUACAAACUGGAUUGAAAUGAAUGGAACACUAGCCUACGAGAAUCUAGAAUAUGGUCUUCGGGAUCACACUGACAACACCACCUUUCUGAAUUUAUUCAAUCUGAGGAUGAAGAGCAAAGUGUCUUUAAGCAUUGCCAUGGACGUAUCAGGGAGUAUGUCUAAUGACAUUGCAGCUGCAAAAGCAAGAUGUUAUGAAAUUAUAGAUGAACGAGUUGGGACUGUGAAUGAACCUGCAGAAUAUGUACUUGUUCCAUUCAGUGACCCAGGUUUUGGUCCUGUGCAGGUUACAGAGAAUCCUAAUGAAUAUAAAGACUGGAUUGAAGCUCUUGUUGCUUAUGAUGGAGGUGAUUGUCCGGAAUUAUCUCACAGCGGAACUGAGCUAGCAAUAAACUAUACUAGCUAUCCUGGUUCCACUGUGUUUGUGUUCACCGAUGCUGAUGCUAAAGAUUUGUGGAAAGAGCAAGAUGUUCGUGAUUUAGCACUAGAGCGUGGUGUUAUUGUCAGCUAUUUGCUUACAGGAACAUGUGGGGGUACCCGUCGUGCCAGAAGCACCCAAGGUGGACCAGGCUUCAACAAUCAUAGAAGAAUGAAGAGAACGUUAAGUUCUUAUGAAAACAUCGCUCAAGCUACUGGAGGUGUGGUAAUUCAAGUCUCAAAAUGGGAACUCUUUAAUGUAACGGAACUUAUUGAUUCAGCAUUUGAUGGUGCAAUAGUCUGUAUUUCGAACUCCGAAGUUGUUGGCGUGAGGAAUGUUACAUUCAAUGUAGAUUCUACAAUAACAACAUUGGACAUUUCUGCGACUACCAAGGAUUCGGGUGGCUUAUUAGAAUUCAAAAUUGAAGAUCCAUCGGGUAAUACGUUCAAUGGGUAUACAACCGUCGUUCACACAUCAUCUAACCUUAUUUUAGCACACAACUCACCCGCAUACGGUCAAUGGACUUUAUUAUUUCUGGAUGACCGCAGUCGAAGUGUUGUAAUAAAUGCCACCAGUGCAAUUGAUUUUAUUCAUCGUUUUUAUAUGGAAGGUGAUCGUGGUGAACUCAUCCCAAUGUAUGGAACUCCUGCUAAAGGGAAAAAUGUAACUAUCAUCAUCACAAUGGUUGGACAGGAAUAUGUUUCUAAUGUAACUGAUCUAUAUUUAACAAGUCAUAAUGGAACUCAGCUUCGACGUGUGUCCCUGAAUGCAGUUGACACGAAUUCGUACUCUGCAUCGACUUCCGUCCCAUCACAGGAUUUCAGUCUGAUCGUGCACGGCAUGGAUGUGAAUUCAAAUACAUUCUAUAGAACUAAGACUAUUGCAGUUCAGGUUACGGAUGUCAGUUUGAAUAUCCACGGUGGAUUGCAAUAUUAUCUGGACACUAAUGGUACCGCGAUUUUCAUAAAGUUCACUGUGGAGAACAAUGGUGACAAUCCAGAUAACUAUACGCUCUCUUGCUCCGAUGAGUUAGGUUUUGUUCGGGAGUUAAUGAUUAGUGACGUCACUGUAGGUAAUAAUGAUUUUGUAGAUGGAUAUAUACUGGUAGCUGCAGAUGAUGGUACUGACGAAGGCACUGUAAGUGUCGUAAUGCUCACAGUAACAGGAAUGGCUGAUUCAACAGACAGUGUCGAGUUAAAGUUGUUUGUGAUAGAUUACAUAGCAGAGUUGCGAGAAGAUAAAGAAGAUGGUACGUCUACUCCAGCACCUACUCCGCCGCCUACAUUUAUAGUGACUACACCGGAUAUUGUUUCUACCGUAUCUAUUGUCUCUACUCCAGAUAUUGUGUCUACCCCAGACAGUAUGUCUUCUACAGUUAAUGGGCUUACCCCAAUUAGCGUGUCUGCUCCGGAUCGUGAAACAGAUUGGCAGUGGUCUGUCGUUGGUGGCGUAUUACUCGCAAUAUUAUCUACAAGUAUAGUAGCAAUAGGAAGUAUAGUUUUGC